This is a messenger RNA of Mycena citricolor, 1137 nucleotides long. The record is from the annotation of a GenBank genome assembly. NCBI's taxonomy places the organism in Eukaryota, Fungi, Basidiomycota, Agaricomycetes, Agaricales, Mycenaceae.
UACAAACUUUGAUUCCGCGGGAUAACCAUCUCCUGAUGAUCUCACUCUCGUUUACUCAUUAUCCACGAUGUCCUCAAAUUUGCGUCUUUUUCUAUUUUCUCCCGCAUGGCAGAGCUGCUCGGAAACCCCUCUCUCCUCGCCCUCGUGCUCUUUGCCACUGCGGCUUAUUUCUGGGUCCGCAAACAGGCCUCGGCUCUGCCCCUGCCUCCCGGACCCAAACCCAACUGGCUCGGGAAUGUAGACCUGCCCAAAAUCCGGCCUUGGCUCACCUAUGCCCAAUGGGGGCAUACUUAUGGCGACGUGAUCUACCUCCAUGUGUUCAAUAAUCCUAUUCUCGUCCUCAACUCUGCCGAGGCGAUCUCGGACCUGUUUGAACGACGGAGUGCCAAUUACUCGAGCCGUCCGCGGAGAACCAUGGUGGUCGACUUAAUCGGAUGGGAUUGGCUCGUCUCCUCCUUCCCCUACGGCCCAAAAUUGAGCGACCACCGAGUCUUAUUUCUGAAACAUCUUCCCAGCGCCAGAGAACCGUCCUCGAUGUGCCAGUCCCUUCAAAUCAGGGAAACCCACGAGAUGUGCCGAAAUCUGCUCGCUACUCCCGAAGCGUUCCGCUACCACAUCCGGACAAUGGCCGCAGCAGUGGUUCUGAAACUUACGUACGGCCUGUCGAACAUCACUCAGGGGACGCAUACAUCUCGCUCGCUGACCGCGCGAUGUCGAGUCUAGCUCAAGCUGGCAUCUUCGGGUCCUUCCUGGUCGAUUACCUUCCCUGGCUGAAGCACGCCCCGUCCUGGAUGUCAUUCAGGCGCAAAGCUAGGGAAUGGCGCAAACCCGUGCGCACGAUGCUCGAAUCGCCAUUUGCAGCUGCCAAGAAAGCCUGGGUGGAGGGCACAGCCACAGAUUGCUUGGUCUCUGUUGAGUUGGAAUCGGGGACGAAGAGCGAGGAGACCAUCAAGAACGUCGCGGCAACAAUGUAUGCGGCGGGUGCCGACACCGUCGUGUCUGGCAUCUCUUCUUUCUUCCUCGUCAUGCUCCUGCAUCCAGAGCUUCAGGAAACGGGAAGGCGAGAGAUCGACCGGGUCAUUGGCAAAGAACAGCGGCUGCCGCUCUAUUCCGACCGCUCCCAGCUCCCGUUCAUCG